Molecule: messenger RNA, 549 nt
Organism: Solanum lycopersicum (tomato)
Lineage: Eukaryota; Viridiplantae; Streptophyta; Magnoliopsida; Solanales; Solanaceae
Product: gibberellin 20 oxidase 1-like
Biological process (GO): gibberellin biosynthetic process; response to light stimulus; flower development
Molecular function (GO): gibberellin 20-oxidase activity
Source: RefSeq, a predicted model, not a curated record
AUGGAACUCUUAGGAAUCAGCCUGGGUGUACAAAAGAGUCACUUUAAAGAGUUUUUCGAAGACAAUGAUUCCAUAAUGAGACUCAACUACUAUCCCCCGUGCCUGAAACCAGAGCUCACCUUAGGAACAGGGCCGCACUAUGAUCCAACAUCAUUAACCGUUCUCCAUCAGGAUUGUGUUAGUGGAUUUCAGGUUUUUGUGGACAAUGAAUGGUACUCCAUCAGUCCAAAUUUCAAUGCAUUUGUGGUUAACAUAGGCGACACAUUUAUGGCACUAUCGAAUGGUAUAUACAAAAGUUGCUUGCAUAGAGCAGUUGUUAACAACACAACUCCUAGGAAAUCACUAGCUUUCUUUCUUUGUCCACACAAAGAUAAGGUGGUGACUCCACCAACUGAAUUGGUGGACUACAACAACCCUCGACUAUAUCCUGACUUCACAUGGCCUGCUCUCCUUGAGUUUACUCAAAAGCAUUAUAGAGCUGAUAAAAACACUCUUCAAGCUUUCUCAAUGUGGCUUCAAGAAAAUAAUGCAGAAGCUAAAUAUGAGUAA